Messenger RNA from Porites lobata, 4664 nucleotides. Lineage: Eukaryota; Metazoa; Cnidaria; Anthozoa; Scleractinia; Poritidae. The record is from the annotation of a GenBank genome assembly.
AAACAAACUCAAACCCACCACAAAUGGGCACCAACACGGGACAACGAUUUGCGCAAGCCUAAACGUAUAAUUUAUCUCUGAAAAAGGAAAGUUAAAGUGAACAAAGUGACUAUGGCUGAAGGAGGAAGGCUUCCUUGGUCCUCUCGUCGUCGACAAGCUCGCCGUCGAAGACGGUGGAACGACAGUGAGAGUAGCGACAAUGAAGAAUCUGAACUCGACCGCGAUCUUCUUCGCGUUGUUCUCAGCGACUCCGAAGAUUUUGUACCGGAUGAUGUUAAAAACACAUCAUCUGUUGCUUGCAGUUGUGAUACAGACCUUGAAGACGAACAGCCUGGUGGCACUGAAUUGUCGAAUGUAAAGAAUUGUCCUAAUCUAAGUGAUCUAGAUCCCGAAGUUCGACGUCUUUCUCAAAGCUUUCGCUUGCUUGCCAAGAAGGUAACCCGUCGAAAAAAUGAAAAAGACUCGCGUAAAAAACCUUCUGGUGUGAAUCGAAGAAGCGAUCGAGACGAAAAUGGCUUGGGUUAUUAUGCUCGUUGCUUGCAAGAAGCGAAGCGAGUUCGAGAGAAGGCGGAAUUGGAGGCCCGAAAUAAGCGAAUGGGCUUGACUCGAAGACGCCGACCGCUUAGCAUGACAAGUUUUCGAGCGGGAAAUUGUGAUGAAGAAUCAGAAAAUCCAAGGAGAAGACGCUUUUCGUUAACAUGGGGAUUUCGAAGAGGGACAGGAGACACAAAUUUGGAAGAAGCAACUUUAGCUGUCGUAGACCAAGGAGAGAAUUUUUCGCCAGGUGUACAGCCUCCUUCGUCAAGGUCUCAAGCACCCCGGGAAUAUGGCAGAGCAAAUGCUAUUAGCUUGGAAGAACUUCAACGAAGAAGAAGAGAAAAAGCACGCUUAAAAGCAGCCCAACAUAAACUGGAAUACUUUCUUAUCAAUGAUAUCGUUUCUGUAACAAAUUGCCCCUGGUACUGGGGAAAAAUCAAUAGAUUCCAAGCUGAAAAGGUGAGAAACUUUACGUAAGUAUAUCUUGUUUAAAUGAAGACAACAAUGAACCUAUUAUUGGGUACAUUUCUUGAUCAAAGUGGAUAUUUCCUUUUCUCAUUAACUAAUGUCAUUAUCAGAACCAUGCCUAGUUGCUGUUCUUUUGUACGUGACCGGGAAGUUUGUAACCCAAUUUUAGUUUCGUUUGCCUGCGUCGCGGACGCUCGAAACCUUCUUCCUUAGUCUUAAAAAUUUCCGUGAUGUUAGAUCACGUUACAAAAAACUAUUUGUACAUUACAGAUAAAAAAGGCGGAAAUUGAAAGCAAACUAUGUUAUGCUUGCCUCUUUCCAGCCUACGAUUAUUGAAAAUGUGAGCAAAGUAUACAGACAUUUUUUAAAAACGAGUUUUGGAGUUAAUGACGGGAGGGAAAGGAGCCCUAAAGAUUUAAAGCUACGUUAUUUUGAUUGAUGCAUUUUUGUCAUUGUCAGUUUCGGAUGUCUCAAGCUAAUUGAACAUUAUACCCAUUUCCUAAAGUGAACUUAAAAUACCAGUUUUCACCUGUUCAUUUUGUCUAGUUUGAAAACCUACGCAUUGGAUUUUAAAUUGCUAAUUUUGCUCACAGCUCUAAGUUUUCCUUUGAGGCAUAUUACAAAUUCGAGGGGAUUCUUUUCCUUAUAUAUGAAUUCAAAGUAGACAGACUGCAAAUUAUAGUAGUUGCUAAAAAAUAUAUCCACGUGUCCCUACGUGUCCCAUAUGAGUUGCUCUGUAAGAUUUUAUAAGAUAGGUAAUACAUGGCCAAGUAUUCUACAAUUAUAAAUAUUUAAAGAUGGAGAUAUCCAUCUAUCGAUAUUAAGUCAAAGGAUGACAGGAAGUGGGCUUCUUGCCAGGAAAUUGACGGAAGGGGAAAACCCUCCACUAUACUGGAAUUAUGAGACCUCUCAAUGCCCCCAUUCAAUUUAAUUUUACAAAAAAAUACUGAGGUCUAAAAAAAGGUUUAAAUCAUCUGCAACGAAAAAUCCAGUGGACAAGAGGUUAAAAAACUUUUACGAUUAGAAAUUGAGCCUGUCUUGGCUGAAAUUGGCAAAUUCCCCUGGGUUUAGGGUAGUAGAGUCUGUCUUGUCCCAUGCUUGUGAUAUGAUGACCAUUAUAGUUAUAACAGCCUGUGUAGAGCUAUGUCCCUUGUACCAUUUUGGGUGGGUCAUAUACAACUUUGAUACCUUCCUUGUGCGGGAAAAUGAAACUGUACUUUAAAAAAGGCGCAGUGUUGAGGCCAGAAUGAUAUUCAGACACUUGACACUUCAACCAGCCUGACUGAAUGCAAACUUCAACUUUCUUCGAACUUCUCAAAGUCAGCAAGCGCAUGUAAACUUUAGUUUUUGUUUUGAUUUUUCUUUAAACGAUACAUUGCGUGUUUUUUUCAGUUGCUUUAAGCCACUGAGGAGGAGGGAGCACUCUCAAAACAUCUGGCUUUGUCAUGCCCUUUCAAUGCACUUUGUGAUAAAUGCUGUAAAAAUCAUCAAACAUUUACGUUUCACAGCAUUUUCCAAUUUUUUGUACUUAAAUAUGCACAAUUUGGUCAAACAAGCCAGAGAAAAACUCCAAAGAACAUUAAAUGCCAGGACUGUGCUCUAGCAAUGCCUGGUGGCCUGUGGCACUUAAAUUUUGCUCCCGGGCGACUAGAAAAUCUCAUUUUUUUGUUCAUACAAAUCAUAUGCUCGGUGCCCUGGAUUUUACAUCAACCUCAGAGCACUGGGUUGCCUUCAAUUUUUCUUAGAGCACAACAUUGAACUUUGACCAGAAGAAUCUCAACAUUCCUGAGCUUUGAAGGCUGUAAUUUGGUGUCAAGAACAAAGAUCCAUGUAGUGCUUGACUGGUAAAUAAUAUACGCUUUGGGCAGUUUUGUUUCUUUUUGCUCACAUAGUUAACAUAAAACAGCUUGAAUAGCUUGAAAUGUGAAAUGACAUGUUUCAGCAAAAUUCCUGUAGUCCAGGCAAAGAUAUAAAAAAAUUUGAUUGUUGUGAAGGUGUUAGUGGUUGAUGUAACACAAUGUUUUUGUUUGUUUUCUACCCAAGGUGCUUGAAGGUUACCCAGAUGGGACAUUCCUCUUACGCGACAGUGCACAAUACCACUACCUGUUCUCUGUGAGCUUUCGCAGGUAUUCCCGCACCUACCAUGCAAGAAUUGAACAAUGGAAGCAUAAGUACAGCUUUGACAAACCAAGUGACUAUUCAUAUUAUUCAACAAGUGUCUGCCAGCUGUUACAGCAUUACUCCCGAGCCGAGCAGUGUAUGUAUUAUGAACCUAUGUUACUGAAGCCCCUACAAAGGAAAGUACCACCUUCACUGCAGGAUCACUGCAGAGCAGCAAUCUGUAGCAGAAUUACUUUCCAAGGAGUGAGCGAACUUCCUCUGCCAAACUCUAUGAAGAUAUUUUUGCGGGAAUUUCAUUACAAAGUCCCUGUGAAAAGGACGGAGGACAAGGGCACACAAACACCAGCUCCCAAGAAAAGACUGAAUUCUUUUUUUCAUAGAGACUAGGUAUAUGUAAAGGUUUUAUUCGGAAGAUUUGGUGACUCCUAUGUGAGAGCAGGAGAAUGAUGCCGCAUUCAGGAGACUCCUGGAUAAUCCGAGAGAAUUAGCAAAUAUGGGUUAGUGGGAGUUCAACUGUCCUCACUUCUACACUUAUAAACAUAUCGACUUUCUCUGAAUUAGUCAUUUGCUUGGACUUUUUUGUACUGGCAGUGGAUGUUAAAAUGUUACUUUAAUUUAUAAGGUGGUGGAUCCAGGGGAGGGGCCCCGGGGGUGCCUCCCCCCGCCCCGCUCCAUUUUUAGACCAAACUGAGGCCCAAAGGGCCAAACAAAAAUUUUUCUAGCCCCCUCCCCCACCUCCUCUAUCUCAGGGUCUCGAUGACCAGGCCCUCUCCUUAUCUGAAGGUCUGGAUUUGCCACUGGUUAUUACAAUUAUUGCAUUAAUUUUUCCACAUUUAGGAACAAGUCUUGAACCUUUUGGCAACAUACAAACACAAAAAAACAUCCUAAACAAUUUCAAGUUCCUUUUAGCUUAGUUUAUGUAGUCUGACAAGAGAGUACCUACAAGUUAAAAAUGUAAACAACAUUAUACAAGAUGUUUUGAAUCAGUAAAAUUGUCAAAUUUAUGCAGACAUACAGAACUGACAUAUAAACUUUGGAGGUGAAAGUUUUUACAUUUUUUACAUCUCUUCUACUAUUACGGUAUUUGGGUUGGCCACCCAGUUAAAUGUAGGAUUGCCACAAGCAUAAUAUCAUCUUGUAACUUUACUUUACCCUGGCAUAUUUUGAGGGUUUUUCCGAGAUUGUGUGACAAUCAUUGCUGAAGCCAUGAAGGUUAGAUGUAAUGUGCCAAGAGAAGAAAAACCUUUUUGCAAUUUUAACAACACAUUUAGAUCUUAUUUUGUAACUCAUUUUCUUGGAAAGCUUGAUAAACAGCUUCAUAACAGUUUAUUGGUACUUGAAAACUUUCAAUAAUGUUAGUGCAAGUAGAAAUUGAUUUUAUGUUAAAAAAAACACUUGAAAAGUUGACUGAUAUUUACUGGUGUACUACAUUAUUAGUUAGGUAGGGUAUGAAAAAAAUAGCAACAAAUUAGAACAUUGUACAGAAAACUUCGUAAUUAUAUUCCCUAGCCUUAAAGCAGCUGUUUUAGAGAAGGCAG